AUGGUGCUGUUGCACACGGGCUUCUGACAGGACUUUUUCCUUGCAGGCUUGGGACUUCAUUAACAUCGCGAAUGAGCUGUCGGAGAUGGGUUUCUCGGACUCCGCCGUCUGCUCCGCGCUACUGGCCAGCAAUUUGGACAAGAUAAGUGCACUUCAACUACUCAUCGGUCCGGACAGCACUGACCCCACGACCAUCCAUUCUACCACCGGAGCUGCCGGACCUCUCGGACCUGGGACCGCUCCUCACCAAUUAACCAAUCAGCACAAUUUGGCCCGUAAGAAUCGCCGAAAAAAGGGUCUUUAUGGCAUGUUCUCCAAGGGCCACUGA
Spirometra erinaceieuropaei is the source of this 328-nucleotide messenger RNA. NCBI's taxonomy places the organism in Eukaryota, Metazoa, Platyhelminthes, Cestoda, Diphyllobothriidea, Diphyllobothriidae. The record is from the annotation of a GenBank genome assembly.